This is a messenger RNA of Suillus bovinus, 611 nucleotides long. RefSeq lists its product as uncharacterized. The transcript has 5 exons. The record is from RefSeq and is a predicted model, not a curated record. NCBI's taxonomy places the organism in Eukaryota, Fungi, Basidiomycota, Agaricomycetes, Boletales, Suillaceae. Bases 165 to 458 code for a protein of 97 amino acids.
AGAGCUGCAUGUCUUCUCUUGAGUCUCAACGAGAACAGGUAUAAGAUCGGCGCGGCCAAGUCGAAAAGGCUUGAGGGACGAGCGUUUCCGACUAUUGCAUUUCAAGGAUUUUUUUCAUAGCAACUUCGUGUAUAUUGGACAAUCAUACUUCUGUCGGCGAUACCAUGAAGCUCGUUCAAAUCCUUUACCUCACAAUCCUUACCACUUUCAGUGUCGCUACCAAUCCUACUAGGGUGGAGGUACCACCGCCACAGUCAAGCUUAAACUGCCCUAACGUAGAACCCCGGAACUGCAUUAAAACAUAUCCGAAAUGCCCGGCAAUCUCACCAGUGCCUUUCGAAACAACGGAGCCUGAGUGCUGGGUAGGGUUUCUAUGUUGCAGCAAACCUACCUGUGAGGUAUGCCUCUCCAUAGAGGCUCCCUGUAAUUGCCACAAGAGGUCCAUGCCCUUUCCUUAGCGUACUGCCUAUGUACUCCCAGAGGUUCGCGAGGGUAGGUAUAAACCUCGCGAGGCCGUGCGGCACCCUCGCUGUUUAAAAUAGAUGGUUCAUAUGUUUUACAACACAUGUUUCAAACACGGUGAAUUCUCAAUACUAUUAUGAUGGUGCGAC